AUGGGUCCCCAGAAGCCAGUGCCACAGACUUUGUCGCCGCGAAUGACACGAUGGUGCAUCAAGAUGUCGUCGUACGAUUACGAACUCGUACAUCGCACUGGGAAGAAACACCAGAACGCCGACGCACUAAGCCGCCUGCCGCUAGACACCACAAUAGAUGAACCACCCCCGCCGGGUGAUAUACUCAUGUUCGAGGCGCUGCCGAACCCUCCGCUAACAGCUGACACGGUAGCAGCAUCAACGCAGGAGUGCACUGUCUUGAAGGAAGUCUACGCAGCUAUACAAGAAGGCAACGUGCACAAGCUAAAGGGUGGACACUUCAACGCUUACCGCAAGCGAGCUGCGGAGUUGAGCACUCAUCGCGGUUGCGUCACCUUGGGAUCAAGAGUUGUAAUUCCGGCGGCACUUCGCGAACAGGCCAUGUCGCUUGUCCACGCAGGUCAUCGAGGCAUUGUUGCCAUGAAAAAGUGUGCCAGAAGUUAUAUGUGGUGGCCUGGUAUCGACGGUGAUAUAGAAUCGACAGUUAAAGAUUGCCAGCCUUGCCAAUGCAACCACAGAAGUCCGCCAAGAGCCCCUAUUCCUGAAUGGGAAAGACCAGACGCGCCUUGGCACACCCUGCACAUUGAUUUUGCUGGACCUAUCGAAGGAUGCUCAUUCCUGGUGGUUGUAGACGCAUACACCAAGUGGCUUGAGGUAAAACAAAUGGCUACAACGACAUCGGCAGCAGUUAUCGACACUCUGCGGUCGUUGUUUGCAACGUUCGGUCUACCGCGCAAGGUGGUCUCGGACAACGGCACUCCGUUUGUGUCCACGGAGAUUCUCAAGUUCUACAGCGACAACGGCGUCUCGUCUGUUACAUCAGCUACCACCCGGCGACGAACGGACAAGCCGAGCGCUACGUGGCUGAGCUAA
Molecule: messenger RNA, 912 nt
Organism: Rhipicephalus sanguineus (brown dog tick)
Lineage: Eukaryota; Metazoa; Arthropoda; Arachnida; Ixodida; Ixodidae
Exons: 1
Coding region: 1-912 (303 amino acids)
Biological process (GO): DNA integration
Molecular function (GO): nucleic acid binding
Source: RefSeq, a predicted model, not a curated record